CUUUAGUCGACUUUGUUCGGCUUGGAAACGUUGACGUCGCUCGUUCCCACUCGUCUCCAUGAGACUCUGGCAGUGUGUCUUGUUACUUCGUAAAUAAGGUCCUUGUUUUUCGCUGCUUAUCGAGCGCGUUGCAAGCUGAAUUCAAAGCUAAGCAAACACCAACAAUUGCGUUUUGACUUUCGUUUCGCUCUCGUUUUCUGUUUCUUUGACUGCUAGAAAAGUAAAAGGAUCGCUGGCGAAAAAAACAAAAUAGUCAGGAGGAAUUGCAUCUCUUGUCCAUUUGAGACGAACACUCGAUCAAGUGUCUCUGCGUGAGUUGUGUGUUCGUUACGUGGAGCCCAUUUGAACGCCUCCCAACGAAGAAGCGGCUUUUUGCCAACAUUGUGUCGGAGAGACCGUCAUGAGGAUUGACGAUCUUGAACAGCCCGCCGUGCUAACGUAGUUGCAUUACUCUUUUCGUUGGAGAAUAAAAAAACGAGUGAACUAUAGUGAAUGAACAUCUCCAAAAGUGGGCACUUGGCCAAAAAAAACAAAAAACAAACGUAAUUCAACUCUUAUUUUGAUUCAUUUUUUUAAAAAUCCGACCUACGUUGGCACCCUUGCAUCGAGUUGUUAAUUUUACCGCUAGAUGUCUCUAGCAGUUAGAGAAAUCAAAGGACAAAUCGAGAAAACGCACAAUCAUAAAGCAAAACAAACUCUACUAAACAAACAAACGAAGAGCGCACGAGAACUUUACGACGAUUAGAACUUGUUUUUUAUUUGCUUUUGCAUUUAUCAUCGGCCAACAAGAUCAACUGGUACCCCUCCUUGCAUUACCCAAAAAUUCCGUCAGUGUAACUCUGGUCAAACUCCCAGUUGGAGGACCGAUCAUUCCCCUCUCGAAACCUCAAUUUGUGUUACACUGCCCUCAAAUCGUGGGAAAGGGGGGAAACAAAAAAGUGGAAAUCAAACAAUCAACCAUGGAAGAACCUUAUUCAAAAGACGGAUUUCGCAAAUAUCCCACAUUACGUGACCAUCCACUGAAAACAGCAGCUCAAUGGUUAGCCGGCCGGACGGCGGACGAUGGGUACGGUCAUCUGUGGCGCGUCGGCGAUAAGCUUUACGAUCUGUCAGAUUUCAUUAAGAUCCAUCCAGGUGGCCGUCAAUGGCUGGAAGUGACGCGCGGAAUGGACAUCACCGAAGCUUUCGAAUAUUCCCACUUGAAUCCUCACGUUCGCACCGUCCUGGCCAAAUACUACGUCCAACCGGCUGUAGGUUCUCGCAAUUCGCCCUACACUUUCGAAGCUGACGGCUUCUACAUGACCCUAAAAGAACGCGUUCAUCAACAUCUCUCCACUAAAGUGAGUCGCGAAGAAAAGGAGGCGGCACACAAACGAAUCACCACCGUCCAGGAUCGCCUCCUUUUCACGUUUUUCACGCUGUUGGUUGCCACUGCCUGGACGCAGUCGUACAUGGUUGCCAUGUUAGCCGGAAUUGUCCUGAUGCUCAUCAUCAAUUGCUCGCAUAAUUUCUACCACAAAAAGGACAACUGGAGGAUGUUUUGCUGGGAUUUGGGACUCUUGUCGUCUUACGAAUGGCGCAUUACCCACGCCCUUAGUCACCAUGGUUACACCAAUACGUUGUGGGAUUUUGAACUGUCCGAUUUCGAGCCUUACGUCGACUUUCGUGUUCAUUCGAAAUCACUGACCCAGCGCUACGUGAUCCCUUUGGUUAUCUUCACUGUGUCGUACCUGUUCUUCUUCGUCGAAGCUUUUAAACGGAUCGUUACGAUCGCCAUUGGUCAGCAGCGUUUGCGGCCGGAGAACUUGCUGCCGUUGGUUCAAUUGUUCCUCAUUUGGUGGCUGGGCUGCCCGUUCGUUCAAGCUGUUAAAUUGUGGCUAGUCGUACACGGAACGAGUAGUUAUCUGUUCGCCAUCGUCGGAAUCAUAGCAGCUCACCAUCAUCCGGACAUGUAUCACGCCGGAGACGGAGCGUUCCAGUACGGCAACGAUUGGGGUCUGGGUCAGCUGGACGCUGUUCGCGAUCGCAAAGACGUGGAUGGCAUUUUAUUAGCCGAGUUGACCAUGUACGGCAAUCACGUCCUGCAUCAUCUCUUCCCAACGCUGGAUCACGGCGUGCUGGACAUUAUCAGGCCCGUCUUCCAGCAGACAUGUCUCGAUUUCAAAUUGCCCGCCGAGCUGGCGCAGUUACCGAGCCGCUACACUCAGUGGGAUUUGUCGCUGGGCGUGUUCCAGCAGCUGGCCCGCACCCAACCCCGUCUUUCAGUCCAUUCUAAAUCAGACUGAUACCCCCCCAUCGACGUCCAGUUAGAAAGAAAGAAACAUGAUUAUUAUUAUGUUUUGUUUUGUUGUUUUCUUUAUUCUUAUCUCGUUUUCCUUAGCGGAUUAUAUAAUAAAUAUACAAUGAGAGAUAGCAUUGGCAGAAAUACAGCUCGCUGUACUAUAAUGUGAAA
Molecule: messenger RNA, 2452 nt
Organism: Daphnia magna
Lineage: Eukaryota; Metazoa; Arthropoda; Branchiopoda; Diplostraca; Daphniidae
Product: cytochrome b5-related protein
Exons: 1
Coding region: 960-2285 (441 amino acids)
Biological process (GO): lipid metabolic process
Cellular component (GO): mitochondrion
Molecular function (GO): heme binding
Source: RefSeq, a predicted model, not a curated record